Messenger RNA from Osmia lignaria (orchard mason bee), 2448 nucleotides. RefSeq lists its product as uncharacterized. The record is from RefSeq and is a predicted model, not a curated record. NCBI's taxonomy places the organism in Eukaryota, Metazoa, Arthropoda, Insecta, Hymenoptera, Megachilidae.
AGCAGCGAAGGUGCACAUUUUUAACCAGAGAAUUCGUCACCGUUGAAGAUAAUAUGAUACCACAAGUUGUAAAGUCGUUAUCAAAGUUCAUUGUCAAUGUUUUUUUCCUUUUUUUUUUCCUCUAACCACAUAUGAUAAUUUGUUCCUUGUAGUUACUCGACCUUGACUGUACGUCACGGUAAUUGCGGAUGUAUCGAGAUAAUUGCAAGUUAUUCCAUUAGAUCCUCAGAACAAUUGUAAAAGUGUUUUUACACGGUAUACAUUUUCUUCGAAGCAUUUUCACGUACUUUCCUCGGAAAAAAAAAAACUUCGCAUAAUCUUUCUAUUUGCGUUUGUAUUAACACGACACCCUGUAUAUUUAUAAUCCAAGAAAACGUCAAUACUCAAGCAUCAAUGGAGUACAUACUAGUUUCAAAGAGAAGCAACUUUCGUUCAUCGACGCUUUCGGAUACGAACGUCGUUUGGGUACUUUCACCUCUCGGUCGAAAUCGUGUUCCCAAUAAAUCUCUGCGAGUUCUAUGAACUAUCGAUAAAAAGAAAAUUUUAACCAAUUUAACACAGAUUCGCGUACGCGAUCUGAAGUUAUUUCAUAAAAAUUAGAUAGAUGAUCUACAGUUGCAAAUUUGUCAAUUAUGCGAGGAUCGUUCAUCGACAUACUUCAACACUAAUUAUUUCUUCAGGGUUAAAUUCGAAAAGUGAUUAAUCCUAUAUUCCUGUUCAUCGAUUCCAUUCGUUGGAAAACAUGAGCCUCACCCGAUUACGCAAGGUAUCCUGCUUAUAAUCCUCGUUAAUGUUCGCCUCAUCCUCUAUUACAUACACCUACUCGCGUAACCAACAAUAUCCACAGCGUAGGAUUCGUUUUUUAUUUUUUAAAACAUAGCAGCAGAGUAGGAAACAUCUCGUCGGUAUAAAUUUAAAUGAGUUUAAUUUAAAUCGUCUGAUUACGAAAUGUAUUCGCAUGAAAAUUCAUAGGAAACCCGCGCCGGCAAGUAUGAAACAAAAUAUUUGGAGACUGUGUAUGAAUAUUAAACAUUCUUCUACUGGGUGUCUUUCUAAUUUAUGCACGUAAUUAUCGAGUUAAAAAAUGGACACGUGUUGCGAAUCGCACUGAAACAAAGUCAAUUUCUAAUAAAAAAGAAAAAAAAGGCUUCGACCAGGUUCGUUUCGCGUUUAGCGACCGAUUUACGAACAGAUUAGAAGCGUUUUGUUGAUAUUCACGUGUAGAAUAGGUCCGAUAAGGAAAGAUCAGGGGUCGGGACUGAUAAAGGUUGAUAAUGAGGCUCGAUCGGCGUAACUGGUCAGUUCCUACGGUGUCGUACGCGAGUAAACUACAAACUUCCUCGCACCGAUCCAUAUCGACAAUCAUAUUUCAGCCUUAUCAAGGCUAAUUACCAAAAAAAAAGAAAACACCACGAUGACAACGAGUCUCGCGUUCAUUCGUCAGUGUGACACGUACGAAUAGAAAUGUGUUCUCGAUACGAUAGUGAAAGGAUUGAAAAGUAUGAACAACGACGGAAAUCGUCGGGCUAGGAACUAUGGAUACGCGUUUGAUACUAUAGUGAUCGUGCCAUCUCCAGGUUCCAUAUGGGAUUAUCCAUAUUUGAAUCAGGUCAUCAGCAUGAUGGGCUUGGUCUACGGGACAGGACCGGAUUCUAAACAAGAUUUCCUCCCUCCCAACAGCCGAUUUCCACCGUCACACAUGGAGAGUCCGUCAAGGUGCGAGCUGACGAAGACCGAGGAUCAAAGCGCGGAUGAAACGGAACUUGGGGAGGUGAAGGUGUCACCUCCGACCAGUAGCGUCGCGACGUCGACGCCGGUACAACCCGGAAGCAUCCCUUGCAGGAACGGUGGUUGCAAAAGUUGGGCAAAUCGCGGUGAAUCCCGGCUAGAAAGUCCUUGGCAUUAUCUGAAAACCGUCUUCCUCGUUACCGUGAUCGUCGCAUUGGUGAUCUGGGUGAUCGUUUACACCUUCCUUACCCAGUAUCGGAUUUUGUAAACGAUUCGACGAGAACAACGAACCUAGAGACUGAUUUUGAAAGCUGAAUGUUUCGAUAAUUUUACUUUCGCGAACGACAGGAAUGAACUCGACGCGAUGAUUCGAAUGACUGCAAGAGGCAAAUUUUCGUAUUGGAAAAAUUCUAUCCAGGAUAAAUCCGUCCUUUGAAAAUUAAAUGGUUAUGAGAAUCUGUUUAAUUUCUUGCAUUUCCAGUGAAAUGCAAGAAACGAGUACUUUCUAUUCAUGAGAAUGAAGAGAUACAAGAGAAGGACACUACUUUUUCCCAGUGUUGAAGGUGUAGACAGUGUAUAAAGAGUCGUGACUUUUAUAAAGAUGUACAAAAGUAUUUUACAUCCAAAAAAUAAUGCAGGAUUUAACAAUCUUUUUUACAUUCCAAUACAUUAAUGCUAGUCUCUACUUUUUUUUUUUUAUUCUAAUUGGAUACUAUAUAU